This is a messenger RNA of Alternaria postmessia, 1173 nucleotides long. RefSeq lists its product as uncharacterized. Lineage: Eukaryota; Fungi; Ascomycota; Dothideomycetes; Pleosporales; Pleosporaceae. The coding region runs from base 1 to 1173 and encodes 390 amino acids. The transcript is spliced from 2 exons. The record is from RefSeq and is a predicted model, not a curated record.
AUGCGGACCCUACUGGUCAAGUUCGCAGGCCUCGCGCUCUAUAUUCACGAACUACAGUCAAGCACACUUGUACUGACCCACGCGCGUCCCAACAAAGAGCCAAGGGUACAUAAAGUAUAUAGAGAAGAUUUCGAGGAUGCCGCAGAUGAACUGGAAGCCGAAGCUCUUGGAGAAUUGGAGCCCGGUAUCGAAGCAAGUGUCGAAGGUCUAAGCCUGCGCUUGAUCAAGAACGAUGGAGUGCUCAAUAUUGCUUACGAAGGUAAGGAUGGUGAGGUCGUGGAAUGGAAAUUCCAAGGCUUGACAAGUAUGAUGGCGUCUGCGUCUACACAGACAGUAUCUGAGGCCCAAUCGAAGCUAUCCACCAGUACGAUUCGUACUGUGGCUACUGAUCCCACUCCGCAACGCAUGAUCUGGCCUUCACAAUCAGAACUCAGCGGCAUAUCGACCAUCGAAACUCGACCUAUCGAGACUCCUUUCAAGGGUGAAGAGGAAGCUCCAGCACGGGCAGCAACUGGAGCAGGAGAAAACGAACUCAAGCGCAAAGCGACCCAAGAUAUGGAGCGAGCUUUUCCACACAAACGCGCAAAAAGCUCACACAACUCCCCGCCAUGGCCCAAUCACUUAUAUAUGACAUGCUUCCGCACCCAACCUAUUUCCAAGAGCGACAUUGGAACGUUGCAUAUUGACCUUGUAGAAGGCACGGCGUGGUUCGAGGGCUGGCAUGGAAAGGAGGACACCCGAGUAUUUGAGAGGAAGCAGAUCAAUCUUCGAUGUCAUUCAACGGACUGUUCCGCUCCCGGAUGGCAGACAUGGGGUUCAGAUACAGACACCAGUCCAGGUCCUAACCCUGCUCUCACAGCCAAAGAGUGGAUCAAAGUUAGGGAAGCCGGCAUGAUAAACAACAUCCCCCGAUCCCGUCCCACGUGGACAUCAACGCACAUCUUACCUUCCAAAAUCGUCGACGCGCUUGUUCACUGCGUCGACCGAGCGUCACGACAUCAAGCUGUUCAUGACCCAGACGUUGAUCACGAGCUAGAGGAACAGUGGGAUCGAUUUGCAUCUCUUGAGGCAACAGGGCGUUUGACUACAAACGACAUGGAUAAGUGGAGGUUCACGACCGAGGAAUCAGGGAAGAGAAAGGCUCUCAAGAGAACGUUUAGGACAGUGGAGUGA